Zingiber officinale is the source of this 1096-nucleotide messenger RNA. RefSeq names its product agamous-like MADS-box protein AGL19. The transcript has a single exon. The coding region runs from base 59 to 1096 and encodes 345 amino acids. The record is from RefSeq and is a predicted model, not a curated record. Lineage: Eukaryota; Viridiplantae; Streptophyta; Magnoliopsida; Zingiberales; Zingiberaceae. Gene Ontology annotation, biological process: positive regulation of transcription by RNA polymerase II. Gene Ontology annotation, molecular function: protein dimerization activity; DNA-binding transcription factor activity, RNA polymerase II-specific; RNA polymerase II cis-regulatory region sequence-specific DNA binding.
GGCCGUUGCCUAUAAAUUAGGCUUGGAUGUCAUAGGAGAAGGUUAAUUGCAGAAUAGAAUGGCGAGGAAGAAGGUUACGCUCGGGUGGAUCGCGCACGACGCCACGCGCCGCACCACCUUCAAGAAACGGAAGCAGAGUCUACUCAAGAAGGUGAGCGAGCUCGCCACCCUCUGCGCCAUCGACGCCUGUGCCGUCGUCUACGGACCGGAGGAUGAGGCGCCGGAGGCGUGGCCUUCGCCUGCGGAGACGGCGCGCGUGGCGGCGCGGUUCAGGGCGGUGCCGGAAUCGGAUCAGAAUCGCAAGAAGACGGACCAGGAAGGGUUCCUCCGCCAGCGGGCGGCCAAGCUGCGGGAGCAGCUCAGCCGGCAGGAUCGCGGCAACAGGGAGCUGGAGGCGAGCCUGCUCAUGCACGAAAUGCUGUCCGGCGGCGGAUGGAGGAUGUGCGACGUGGGCAUCGAGCAGGCCGCGGAGCUCGUGCGGUUGGCGGAGAUAAAGCUGGCGCUGGUGCGCAACAGGGUCGAGAGGGAGAAGGCGAGGACCGCGGUGGAGCCGCCUCGGCAGGCGGUCGAACAGGUGGUGGCCAUGGCGGUGGGUCCAUCGAUAGAAUUUGUGAAGACGCCGUGGCAGGCGGCCGAACAGGUGGUGGACAUGGCGGAGGAUCCAUGGAUAGGAUUUGUGUUGCCGCCGCUGCAGGCGGUCGAACAGGCGGUAGGCACGGUGGAGACAGUGGCGGAGGACGAAACCCUAAACUGGCUCGUGGAGGCCUUGAGCGCCGGCGAAAUUGCACCGUUCGCCGACGUCGGGGAACAAGAAGCCAGGGCAUUAAGCUGCAUUGAUCAGGAGCCGUGGGAUGUUGGGGCAUUAAGCUGCAUUGAUCAGGAGCCGUGCAUUGAUCAGGAGCCGUGGGAUGUUGGCCGACAAGAAGACCUGGCUUUAUGCUGCAUUUCUGAGGAGGCCGUGGAUCCAUGGAUGGGAUUCGUGGAGAAAAUGUUUGGCGCCGUGCCAUUGUCUUGCUUUGAGCCCGAGUCAGUGGAGCAGGAUCACCCUCCGUGGCAAGCUCCGUUGGUCCUCUUCAACAGCCACUUCGACUGCUGA